This is a messenger RNA of Oncorhynchus kisutch (coho salmon), 1282 nucleotides long. Its product is annotated as C-type lectin domain family 10 member A-like. Lineage: Eukaryota; Metazoa; Chordata; Actinopteri; Salmoniformes; Salmonidae. The record is from RefSeq and is a predicted model, not a curated record. Bases 156 to 1184 code for a protein of 342 amino acids. The transcript has 6 exons.
GACAUACACAGACACAAAGCAGAGACAGACACAGACACAGACUCAGAGCAGAGACAUACACAGACACAGACUCAGAGCAGAGACAGACACAGACAAAGGGGCAACGAUAGCACCAGAACCUGAGUACAGACAGAAAGCACAUUAAGUUAUUGGAGAUGUCUGAGGACAUCUAUGCUGUGCCAGAUAUGACAAAGAAGGUCAAGUUUAACAGAGGUGAGAUGAAGGAGAGGAUUGUGGACAUCUACGUCAGUGCAGACACCCUGAGAGACGGUGAGACCAGCACCAAGAGAGAAGUGACAGUAGACACUGCUCCCAAUAAUGGACCAGGAGACCAGCACUCAGUACAUGUUCAGUGGUGGAAGAGACCCUCUGGAGUUGCUGCAGUGUGUCUGGGGCUGCUGUGUGUUCUCCUACUGGCUGGGAUCAUUGGCCAGUCGUUACAAUACAGCAACGUCUCAAAGAACUCAUCUGCAGAGAGAGACCAGCUACAGACCAGCAACAACAACCUGACUAAAGAGAGAGACCAGCUACAGACCAGUUACAAUAACCUGACUAAAGAGAGAGACCAGCUACAGACCAGUUACAAUAACAUGACUAAAGAGAGAUACCAGCUAGAGACCAAAUACAAUAACCUGACUAAAGAGAAAGACCAGCUACAGACCAGUUACAACAACCUGACUCAAAAGAGAGACCAGCUACAGACCAGAUACAACAACCUGACGAAUGAGAGAGACCAGCUACAGACUGAGAAAGCGUUUCUUAAAAUGAGGCUGACCUAUCUCAAACAAACAUGCCCUGAAGGCUGGCAGAAGUUUGAAUCCAGUUGGUACUUCCUGUCUACUGAGACUAAAACCUGGAAGGAGAGCAGAGAGGACUGUCUGGAGAGAGGAGCAGACCUGGUGAUCAUAAACAGUGAUAAGGAACAGACAUUUCUCCUCAACCUCAACAAGAGAGUCUGGAUUGGUCUGACUGACUCUGUUAAGGAGGGGAUUUGGAAAUGGGUGGACGGCACCCCACUGACCACAGGGUACUGGUAUUACCCACAGCCUGAUAAUGGUGGUGACAAACCAGAAAAUGGUGAGGAGGACUGUGUUGAGAUACGCACAGAUCAGAGUCCUCAGGAGGCAUGGAAUGACUUGUCAUGUGCGGAGAAUCUUCACUGGAUUUGUGAGAAAGUAGUUUAACAUCACCAUGACAACAUACUGUAACACAUACAGCAGCCUUCAGUGCACAUAACGUCCUCCUUCAUUCUCUCUCUCUUUCUCUCUCUCUGUCUCUCUCU